Messenger RNA from Corapipo altera (White-ruffed manakin), 2217 nucleotides. Its product is annotated as zinc finger protein 668-like. Gene Ontology annotation, molecular function: DNA-binding transcription repressor activity, RNA polymerase II-specific. The record is from RefSeq and is a predicted model, not a curated record. NCBI's taxonomy places the organism in Eukaryota, Metazoa, Chordata, Aves, Passeriformes, Pipridae. The transcript has a single exon. Gene Ontology annotation, biological process: negative regulation of transcription by RNA polymerase II. The coding region runs from base 274 to 2094 and encodes 606 amino acids.
UCGCCAUGGCCACACCCAAGGCCACGCCCCCCGGGGCCUUGGGGACACCUGGAGACGCCCCCAACUCACCUGGAGGAGCCACCGGGGCCCAAAACCCACCUGGAGGGGCCACCAUGGACUCACCUGAGGCACCUGGGGGUGCCACCACCCCCCAAAACUCACCUGGAGACGCCCCCGGGUCCCCCCAGGACUCACCUGGAGGGGCCACCAGGGACACUGGGAGUGUCCCCAGCUCACCUGGAGGGGCCACCACGGCCGUGGACACACCUGGAGAUGCCCCUGGGUCCCCCCAAGACUCACCUGGAGGUGCCACCACCACCCAGGACUCACCUGGAGGCCCCGCCCCCGCCCCCCCGGCCGUGCCCGCCCUUGGUGUGCCCGCUGUGCGCCAAGUCCUUCUCGUCGCCGGCCAAGCUGGCCAUCCACCGGCGGGCGCACACGGGCGAGCGCCCCUUCGCCUGCCCCGAGUGCCCCAAGGCCUUCGCCGACCCCUCGGUGUUCCGCAAGCACCUGCGGGGCCACGCGGGGCUGCGGCCGCACCGCUGCGGCGCCUGCCCCAAGGCCUACGCCGAGCGCAAGGACCUGCGCAACCACCAGCGCUCGCACACGGGCGAGCGGCCCUUCCUGUGCGCCGACUGCGGCAAGGCCUUCGGCCGCUCCUCGUCGCUGGCCUGCCACCGGCGCAUCCACGCCGCCGCCAAGCCCUUCCCCUGCCCCGAGUGCGGCAAGGCCUUCACGCAGCUCUCGUCCUUCCAGAGCCACCGGCGCGUGCACACGGGCGAGCGGCCCUUCCUGUGCCCGCAGUGCGGCCGCACCUUCGCCGACCCCUCCAGCUUCCGGCGCCACCAGCGCGCCCACCAGGGCCUGAAGCCGUGCCGCUGCGGCGACUGCGGCAAGGCCUUCCGGCAGCCCGCCGACCUGGCCGUGCACCGGCGCACCCACACCGGCGAGCGGCCCUGGCGCUGCGGCGACUGCGGCAAGGCCUUCGUGGCCUCCUGGGACCUCAAGCGGCACCGGCUGACGCACUCCGGGGAGCGGCCCUGGCGCUGCGGCGACUGCGGGAAGGGCUUUGGCGAGCGGGCGGCGCUGGGCAAGCACCGGCGCACGCACAGCGGGGAGAGGCCCUUCGCCUGCGGGAGGUGCGGGAAGGGCUUCGGCGGCGUCUCGGGGCUCCGCAAGCACGAGAGGACGCACGGCAGGAGGGACGGCGAGGGGCGGGACGAGGCGGGCGGGGGGAGCGACGCCGGCGGCGCCGGCGGCGCCGGAGGGAACGGUGCGGUCGCCCCGAAGGAGGAGAGCGAUGUGGGGGGGCCCAAUGUGGCGGCACCCUGCGGGGGAACCAAUAUGGCCGCCGGUGUGAGGGGAGCCAAUAUGGCCGCCCCCGGUGUGGUGCUCACCAACAUGGCGGCGCCCUGUGGGGGAACCAAUAUGGCUGCCGGCAUGAGAGGAAGCAAUAUGGCCGCCCCCGGUGUGAUGCCCACCAACGUGGCCGCUCACUGCGGGGGAGCCGACGGGGCCGAGGGCGGUACCAACAUGGCCGCCCCCAGCAGGGAAAGCAGUGCGGCCCACCUCAAUAUGGCUGCCCCUGCCAGGGGGAGCAAUAUGGCCGCUGCAAACAUGGUUGGCCCCAAUAUGGGAGAAACCAAUAUGGCCGCCCCAAAUAUGGUGCCCAGUGUAGGGGACAUCAGUGUAGCCCCCAAAACGAUGGCCCUCGCCAAUAUGGCGGCCACCGUGAGGGGAAGCAGCGCGGGGGGUCCGAAUAUGGCGGUGGCGCCCUCUGGAGAAAACAAGAUGGCCGCCUUCGGGGGAAACGACGGGGGGGACCCCGGCGGAGGGUCCAACAUGGCCACCGGCCUGAGGGGAGCCAAUAUGGCGCCCGCCAACAUGGCCGCCGCCAACAUGGCCGCCUCCAUGGGGGAAACCAACACGGCCGCCGCCAACAUGGCGGAAUCCAACAUGGCCGCCCCACCGGGGCCCCGCCCCUUCCCCUGCCCCCUCUGUGGGCGGAGCUUCGCGUCGGGGGCGGGGCUGAGGCGGCACCAGCGACGUCACGACCCCGCCCCCUCCCCGAUGGCCACGCCUCCAUCGCUGUAGCCACGCCCCUUCUUCUCUGAUGGCCACGCCCCCGCGGGGGUGGGUAGGGGUGGGAUGGGCGGGGUCUGGUUUUGGCCACGCCCUCUUUUGUUGGUGACGUCACAAAUAAAGGAUGAGACGAGU